AUGCGAGAGAAAGCGGCGAGCGAAGCGGUUGAAAACGCGGUGAGAGAGGCCGAGGAGAAGUGGCGAGCAGAAAUGGAAGAGUUGAGUCGAGCGGCGCGGGCUGACGCGAGGGCACUGAGUUCGUCGCGAAAUAGAGCGGGCGAACUCGCGGCGGAGCUGCGCGAGGCGAAGGCGCUGCGAGACGAGUGGCAGAAGCGAGCAGAGGCGGCAAUGGAAACGAGCGAAGCGACGUCUGAUGCGCUUGAGCGCAUGCGUAAGGCGAUCAUAGAGAGUGAGAAUAUGGGUUUAAGCGAGCGAAGUGUCAAAGACGCGGAGAGGAUUCAAAAAUUGGUCAAGCAGUUGGCGACGACGCAAGAGCAGCUCGCGAUUGCGCAAAGGGAGGUCCACAAACGCGAUUCAGCGCGGGAUAGGCUCGUGUUCGAUGCUCAAAAAGCGCAAGAACGCGUCAAGGAGAUUUCGUCGCGUUUGGCCGAGGUGCAAGCGGAACGCGAACACGCGAAGGAAACCGUUUCUGUCGAACGCGCUGAGAAGGAACGCCUGAACGGUGAGGUGGUAUAUUUAAGAGGCGAGUUGGACCGAAUUCGCUCGGAAAACGAAAAUGAAAUGAGCGAUUUCACAGAUUGGCGCACGCAGACGGAAAAAACGUACAAUCGUGAGCUCAAUCAGGCGCGCAAAGACGCGGCGCGCCACGCGAUGACUGUACGUAAACUUCAGCAAAAAUUGGCGCAAGGCAAGGACGCGAGCGACGCCCGUAAAAUCGCGCAGUUGGAGCGCGAGUGCGCCACCGUUCGUGAGACAGUGCGUGAGUUGGUCACCGAGCGCGACGCGUUGGCGCGACGCGUCCAGGAUUUGACAUCAUUCCGAAGCGACGCUCGGCAUCAAAAGGGCUCUGCGAACGCGCGUCGAGCCGUCGUCGCGCACGACGACGACGAGGUCGACGACAAUAUCGACCCAGGCGCGUUUGGCGUCGACGACGACUUAGAUAUCUCCGGCGAAGACGACGAAGACGACGACAUCUUCAACGAGGCGACCGAAAAUCUCUUCAAAGAAACCGUCGACGAUUUCUUCGAAGACGACGACGCCGAAGACGCCCGCCUCGAAGCCGCGCACGCGCACGCGCACGCCCUCGCCAAGCGCCUACAGUCCAUAGAAUCCCGCGCCGUGGCAUUCCUAGGCGCCCGCGACGAUUUCUUCGAAGACGACGAUUUGUAA
This is a messenger RNA of Ostreococcus lucimarinus CCE9901, 1212 nucleotides long. RefSeq lists its product with no specific name. The coding region runs from base 1 to 1212 and encodes 403 amino acids. The record is from RefSeq and is a predicted model, not a curated record. NCBI's taxonomy places the organism in Eukaryota, Viridiplantae, Chlorophyta, Mamiellophyceae, Mamiellales, Bathycoccaceae. The transcript has a single exon.